Colletotrichum navitas is the source of this 1044-nucleotide messenger RNA. RefSeq names its product farnesyl pyrophosphate synthetase. The transcript has 3 exons. Gene Ontology annotation, biological process: trans, trans-farnesyl diphosphate biosynthetic process. Gene Ontology annotation, molecular function: dimethylallyltranstransferase activity; (2E,6E)-farnesyl diphosphate synthase activity. Lineage: Eukaryota; Fungi; Ascomycota; Sordariomycetes; Glomerellales; Glomerellaceae. Gene Ontology annotation, cellular component: cytoplasm. The record is from RefSeq and is a predicted model, not a curated record. The coding region runs from base 1 to 1044 and encodes 347 amino acids.
AUGGCCAAGAAAACGACCCUCGCCGAGUUCGAGUCCGUCUUCCCCAAGCUCGAGGAGGUCCUCCUAGAGCACGCGCAAAAGUACAAGCUUCCCAAGGAGGAGUUGGCAUGGGUCGCCGUUAGUCUCGAGAUCAACACCCUCGGCGGAAAAUGCAACCGCGGCAUGUCGGUCCCCGACUCGGUCUCCUAUCUGCUCGGCAAGCCCCUUAACGAGGAGGAGUACUUCCAGGCGGCGACGCUCGGCUGGAUGACGGAGCUCCUGCAGGCCUUCUUCCUCGUGUCGGACGACAUCAUGGACACGAGCAUCACCCGCCGCGGCAAGCCCUGCUGGUACCGCCAAGAGGGCGUCGGCAUGGUCGCCAUCAACGACGCCUUCAUGCUCGAGGCCGCCAUCUACACGCUGCUGCGCAAGUUCUUCCGCGAGCACGCCAGCUACGUCGACCUGCUCGAGCUCUUCCACGAGGUCACCUUCCAGACCGAGCUCGGCCAGCUCUGCGACCUCCUGACUGCCCCCGAGGACAAGGUCAACCUCGACAACUUCAGCAUGGAGAAGUACAGCUUCAUCGUCAUCUACAAGACGGCCUACUACUCCUUCUACCUGCCCGUCGCCCUCGCCCUCCACUGCCUCAACAUCGCCACCCCCAAGAACCUCAAGCAGGCCGAGGACAUCCUCAUCCCGCUCGGCGAGUACUUCCAGAUCCAGGACGACUACCUCGACAACUUUGGCCUGCCCGAGCACAUUGGUAAGAUCGGCACCGACAUCAUGGACAACAAGUGCAGCUGGCUCGUCAACCAGGCCCUGCAGAUCGCCACCCCCGAGCAGCGCCGGAUCCUCGAGGAGAACUACGGCCAGAAAGACAAGGCCAAGGAGGCCGUCGUCAAGAAGCUCUUCGACGACCUGAAGCUCAAGGAGCGCUUCGAGGCAUUUGAGGAGAAGCGCGCCAACGAGAUCAAGGAAAUGAUCAACAACGUUGACGAGAGCGAGGGCCUCAAGAAGGGCAUUUUUGAUGCCUUCCUUGCCAAGAUCUACAAGCGCAGCAAAUAG